This is a messenger RNA of Colletotrichum spaethianum, 939 nucleotides long. RefSeq names its product FAD-linked oxidoreductase ZEB1. The record is from RefSeq and is a predicted model, not a curated record. Lineage: Eukaryota; Fungi; Ascomycota; Sordariomycetes; Glomerellales; Glomerellaceae. The transcript is spliced from 3 exons. Bases 1 to 939 code for a protein of 312 amino acids. Gene Ontology annotation, molecular function: FAD binding.
AUGCUGAGAAUUCGGCUUGUGAUCAGAACACAGGUCUCGAGUUCAGGCUCCCUAGCUGUGUGGAUGCAUCAUCUCCGAUCUUUGGAGGUUGUCAAAUGGGAAGACAAUUUCUACAGUGGAAAGGCCUUGAAAAUGGAGGCCGGCGUCCUUGUCCAUGAAGCAGUAAGCUUCGCAAUAACACACAACCUACUCGUAGUAACUGGUAAUGGCCCAACGGUAGGAAUCGCCGGUGGCUACACGCUCGGUGGCGGUCAUUCUUCGCUUUCCUCAAGAUAUGGACUGUCAACGGACCGAGCUCUUGAAUACGAAGUCAUUGACGGGAAUGGGCAAUACUUUAUUUCCAAUCGUGAAGAGAACAGAGACCUGUACUGGGCGUUGAGCAGAGGCGGUGGCAGCUCUUACGGAGUGGUUGUAUCCACAACGGUCAAAGCUGGUUCUGAAGUGCCCAUCAAGUUGGGAACCCUCAAGUUCUCCUCAGAAGGUAUUGAGGAGGUUGACUUCAUCGGUACUAUCGAAGCUUUCCAUGCUACCCUCUCUGCUCUUGUUGACACAGGAUGCCAACCGCUAUAUUCCUUUUAUCGGGGUGGCUUCGAUCUCUCGGCUCUAUCAGCUCCAGGUCUCACACUAGCUCAAAUUGAUGGCUUACUUGGACCCUUCUUAACCCACCUGAAGAGCCUGAAUAUCAUUUUUGAGAAAAGAAAUAUUCCCUUUCUAACUUACGGAGGGUUCUUUAAUGCCAAGGGCGGCGCCAAUGCUGUUUAUGGUGGUUCUUGGUUCAUCCCCCGCAGUCUUGCAAUCGGCACCCGCAGUCGAGAGCUCGACGAGGUAAGCUUCAAAAUACAGGACCAGGGAGCGAUACAGUUAUUCAUGGCCUUCAACCUGUCAGAGUUUGGGAAAACAUUGAGAACUCAGUCCAUGAAGGGUGGAGGAGAAUGUUGA